Molecule: messenger RNA, 2270 nt
Organism: Syzygium oleosum
Lineage: Eukaryota; Viridiplantae; Streptophyta; Magnoliopsida; Myrtales; Myrtaceae
Product: transmembrane 9 superfamily member 12-like
Exons: 2
Coding region: 151-2097 (648 amino acids)
Biological process (GO): protein localization to membrane
Cellular component (GO): membrane
Source: RefSeq, a predicted model, not a curated record
AUGCGAAGCAACAAAGCAGAAAGAUUGAUAAUGACUCUGUUAAUUACAUUAAUCAUAGCAUAGAUAACGAGAGCGCUUCCCUCCCGGAAGCAAUUCCAGUUGCUUCCCAUCACCAAGGCUAGCACUAAUCAUCACUUGUGAGACAUCAAGAUGACAAGCUCUGCAAUCAGGAAUUGGGUUUUCUUUGCCCUUUCUUCAAUUUGGUUUUCUUUGGCAAGAAGCUACAUGCACACGUACGCCGGUAACGAUCUCAUGUUUGCCCAAGUUAAUUCCUUGACCUCCAUCAAGACUCUGCUUCCUUUCAGCUACGAUAGUCUCCCAUACUGCAAGCCCGUUUGGGGGAUCCGAGAAAGUGUCGGCAAUGUCGGCGCGGCUCUCAUGGGAGACCAAAUCGUCAACUCUCCGUACCGGUUCCGAGGGAAUGUCAACGAGUCCGUCUACCUCUGCACCACUGAUCCCCUAACCGAGCACGAGGCUAGGCUCCUGAAGCAACGGAUUCGCGAUUUGUACCAAGUGAACAUGAUGCUCGAUGGUUUGCCGGUAUUAAGGUAUGCCAGCUUUGGUGGGUAUAAAAUUCAAUGGACCGGCUUCCCAAUAGGGUAUGUACCGCCGAACAGCGAUGACGUUUACAUCAUUAAUCAUCUCAAGUUCACAGUCUUGGUGAACGAGCACAGAGGCCACAGUUACGACAUAACGGAUUUUGACACGCCAUCGAAUAGCACGGUCUCUAAGGGUUAUGAACCGGCGCCGCUGUUCGAGAUUGUGGGCUUCACGGUGGUUCCUUGCAGUGUCAAACACCACCAGGAAAACAUGAAAAGGCUCAAAAUGUACGACAACAUAGAUUUCAUGGAAUGCCCCCGUGAGCUCGUGACAUUUCAGGUAGUGAGGGAGAACGAGAGAAUAGCCUUCACUUAUGAGGUUCAGUUCGUGAAGAGCGAUAUCUGCUGGCAAUCUCGUUGGGACAUUUAUUCAAAGCAGAGAGAUUCCCGAGUACGUUGGUUCUCGACAUUCAAAUCUCUGAUAUCCAUCCUUCUCUUAACUGGUAUUGUCUUUGUGAUAUUCCUGAAGACAAUAUCUAGGGAACUCACAAAACGCCGGGGACUCGAUAAGCAGGCCGAAGCACAGACCGAUGAGGAGCCUUCCGGUUGGAAGCUUCUCGCUGGCGAUGCAUUCAGAGAGCCGAUUCACUCUAGACUUCUCAGUGUGAUGGUUGGAACUGGGGUCCAAAUCAGUCUGACCGGAUUUGUGACCGUAACCAUCGCAGCCUUCGGCUUUGUACAGCCCAAUGCUCGAGGAAUGAUACUGACGUGGAUAGUAACUGUCUACUCUUUUUCAGGAAUCGUUGGUGGGUACGUUGGCGUGCGUCUGUGGAGAAUGCUGAAAGGAAGUACUGAUGGUUGGAAGUCAGUUUUGUGGUCAAUCACAUUUCUCUUUCCAGGAAUCGUCCUAAUCGUACACAUGGCGCUCAACCUCAUAAUGUGGGUCAACCGUAGCACAGCAGCUGUUUCCAUCUCCAUGUAUGUCAGAGUUUUGUUGCUCUGGUUCUGCAUUUCAUCACCAGUCACCCUCUUGGGAGGACUCCUAGCGACCUGGGCGGAGGCUAUCCAAUAUCCUGUGAAAACCAAUCACAUUCCUAGGGAAAUCCCGGCUUGGACACUUCCCUCGUGGCUCUUAGUUCUUAGUGCUGGGAUGAUCCUGUUCGUCACGCUCUUUAUUGAACUCUUCUUCUUUCUGAGUAGCUUAUGGCUCGGUAGGUUCUACACCAUGUCAGGGACCCUCUGCCUUUGUCUUCUGUCCCUCGCUAUUCUCUGUGCUGAAACAUCCUUGAUCAUUACAUAUCGCAAUCUACAAGCCGAGGACUGGAAAUGGUGGUGGAAAUCUUUUUGUGCUUCGGGUUCGGUUUCCGUCUUUGUGUUCAUGUACAGCAUCAAUUACUUGGUUUUUGAUCUGAACGGUUUGAGCGGGCCCCCAUCUGUCACAGUUUAUGUUGGUUGCUCGCUCAUCAUGGCAAUAGCAGCCCUGCUAUCAACUGGUAGCAUCGGUUUCCUUGCUUCAUUCUACUUUGUGAAUGGUCUCUUCUCAUCAACAGAGAUCUGAGUGGAGUCAAACUUUUUUCUGAAUUUCAUCAUCUGCUUGAGCUCCUUGCAUUCGGAAGACUGAAGUUGCCUCGAUCGAGCACAGGAAUGUUUUACUUUAGUGUCAUGUUUCACUGUCGAAAUAAGCACGAGAUUGUCAUAAAUAGCUAUCAAUGUCAUAAAUAGACUCCCAUC